Messenger RNA from Gorilla gorilla gorilla (western lowland gorilla), 8189 nucleotides. RefSeq names its product HEAT repeat containing 5A (gene HEATR5A). The coding region runs from base 484 to 6651 and encodes 2055 amino acids. Gene Ontology annotation, biological process: intracellular protein localization; retrograde transport, endosome to Golgi; endocytosis. The record is from RefSeq and is a predicted model, not a curated record. Gene Ontology annotation, cellular component: Golgi apparatus; membrane; endocytic vesicle. NCBI's taxonomy places the organism in Eukaryota, Metazoa, Chordata, Mammalia, Primates, Hominidae. The transcript is spliced from 37 exons.
CGGCAAUUCCAGACUCUGCUAGGGUUAGCAGAGCAGCCGGUAACGUUGCUGGACCGGGACGCACGCUCAGCUGAGGAGGACCCCCAAAGGCAGGCAGUCGGGGAUCCAGGGAGCGGGGACACCUCCGGGCGCGAGGGGGCUGUGUCUGGGCUGCCUGUUGGCUGGGAAGGAGAACGCACCAGGACCGCUGUAUGAGUUGAGCGCUCGGGGAUCCCGAGGGUGGUCGCGGCAGCGAUGUGAUCGCGAAAGAAGCCGGUGGGAGAACCGGUCGAGGGGCUAGGUGUCUUGACCCUAAGGGCUGGAGUCCGCCGAGAAGGGGCUGACUGGGCCACAGGGUCGGCUGAUGAACAGCGCGGUCCGUUCUUCCUCCUGGACUACGGGAAAGUCUGGCUUCACCUGUGCACAACAGAUUUUUAUUGUUAGGUAUAUUGACCAAAGUUUAACGAGAAGAACUGUGACCAGCUGGGAGGAUUGCUGCAAGGAAUGGAAUUAGCUCAUAGCUUACUGCUGAAUGAAGAAGCAUACAAUCAACUAGGUGAAGUUCAGAAGGCAGAGUUUAUUUUUGAGUGGUUGAGAUACUUGGAGAAGCUCUUGUUGGCAACCAGCAGGAAUGAUGUAAGGGAGAAACAGAAGACUCUUGUAGAACAGCUCCUGUCUUUGUUGAACAGCUCCCCAGGGCCUCCUACCCGCAAACUGCUUGCUAAGAAUCUAGCCAUACUUUAUAGUAUUGGAGACACAUUCUCCGUUCAUGAAGCAAUCGAUAAAUGUAAUGAUCUUAUUCGUAGCAAAGAUGAUUCUCCAAGUUAUCUUCCCACUAAGCUUGCUGCUGUGGUAUGUUUGGGUUCCUUGUACAAGAAGUUGGGUAGAAUACUGGGUAACACCUUUACUGAUACAGUGGGGAAUAUUCUUAAAGCUAUGAAGAGUGCAGAGUCUCAAGGCCGAUAUGAGAUUAUGCUAAGUCUGCAAAAUAUAUUGAAUGGACUAGGAGCUGCUGCUGCACCUUGUCACAGGGAUGUUUAUAAAGCUGCUAGAUCCUGCUUGACAGAUAGAUCCAUGGCUGUUCGUUGUGCUGCUGCAAAGUGUCUCCUUGAACUUCAGAAUGAAGCCAUCUUUAUGUGGAGUACGGACCUGGACAGUGUGGCCACACUGUGUUUUAAGUCCUUUGAAGGUUCCAAUUAUGAUGUGCGGAUUUCUGUUUCAAAGUUACUAGGCAUAAUAUUAGCUAAAGCUGUAAUUUCUAAACAUCCAGGAACAGCAGCCUCACGUCAAAGCAUUCGCAGAGUAUCUUUGGAGGAAGUUCUGGAAUUACUAGGAACAGGGUUUCUACGUGGGAGUUCAGGAUUCCUUCGAGCCAGUGGAGAUAUGCUGAAAGGAACCAGUUCAGUCAGUAGGGAUGUUCGAGUUGGAGUUACUCAGGCUUAUGUGGUAUUUGUUUCAACACUAGGAGGAGCUUGGCUAGAGAAAAAUUUUGCUGCCUUUUUUUCUCAUAUCCUAAGCCUUGUGUCACAGUCACACCCUAAAGCCACCCAAACUCAGAUUGAUGCCGUCUGCUGUCGCCGUUGUGUUUCAUUUAUUCUUCGAACUACUAUAGGUGGUCUUCUUGGAGAAAAGGCUCAACUUGCUGCUGUAAAGGAUAUUUGCCAGGCCAUCUGGAAGCUAAAGAAAGUUAUGGAUGCUGUAAUGAGUGAUGGUAAUUUGGAAACCCGGCUUGGUUCCACAGAUGUAGCCGCUAGCCAGCAUAUGCUGGUUUGUGCUUUACAAGAACUUGGAAAUCUCAUACACAAUCUUGGCACCACAGCGGCACCUUUGCUACAGGAUUCAAGUACAGGUCUCCUUGACAGUAUCUUGUCAGUUAUUCUUCAUCCUAGCAUUUCUGUUCGACUAGCAGCAGCUUGGUGUUUACACUGCAUUGCCGUGGCAUUACCCUCCUACCUAACACCACUCUUGGAUCGUUGCCUUGAACGGCUUACUGGACAUAAGUCUUCACCUGAAGCAGUGACUGGCUUCAGUUUUGCUGUAGCAGCUUUGUUGGGAGCAGUAAAACAUUGUCCUUUAGGAAUUCCUCAUGGAAAAGGCAAGAUUAUUAUGACAUUAGCAGAGGAUUUGCUGUGUUCUGCUGCUCAAAACAGUCGCCUUUCAGCUCAGCGCACACAAGCUGGAUGGUUGCUGAUUUCUGCUCUGAUGACAUUAGGUCCUGCAGUUGUUAGCCAUCACCUUGCUCGAGUUCUGCUGUUGUGGAAGUGUGUCUUUCCAGCAUCUCCUAAAGAUCUAGAAACAGAAAAGAGCCGAGGAGAUUCGUUUACAUGGCAGGUGACCCUGGAAGGACGAGCUGGUGCACUGUGUGCUAUCAAGAGCUUUGUUUCCCACUGUGGUGAUCUUCUUACUGAGGAAGUAAUUCAGCGUCUUCUUCCACCACUUCCUUGUGCUGUGGAUUUGCUAACUCAGCUUUCUUCAAUACUAAAAAUGUAUGGAAGUCCUUUGAAAACACCGUCAGUGGUUUAUAGACAAAGACUUUAUGAACUGUUGAUUUUAUUACCUCCUGAGACCUAUGAAGGAAACCUCUGUGCUAUCCUCAGAGAGCUGGCUGCUGACUUGACUGCCCCUGAUAUUCAGGUGGCAGCAUCUACAUUUUUACUUCCACCCCUCUGUCAUCAGGAUGAUCUUUUGAUAUUAAGUCCUUUGCUACAAGAGACUGACCAUAGAUUUAUUGAAGAACAGCUCCUGCUUGGUAAUGGUGUUGCUUGCGGAAGUCUUGAAUAUGACCCUUAUUCGAUUUAUGAGAAAGAUGUAGAGGGAGAUUCAGUGCCUAAGCCCUUACCUCCAGCGCUAUCAGUUAUUAGUUCUGCAUCCAAGCUCUUUGGGGUUGUAUGCGCUCAUGUGGGAGAAACUCAAAGGCUUCUUAUAUUGGAACAGCUUUUGGACAGUAUAAAGCACACAAAAGGAGCUCGUCAGCAAGUGGUUCAGUUACAUGUUGUUUCUUCAGUUUCUAGUUUCUUGAAGUACGUGGCUGGCUCCAAGGGAUGUUUAGGUCCAGAAGAAAUGAAAAGAUUUGCCUUAACAUUAGUUACGGGAGCCCUAGAAAGCCCCAACCCCUUGCUGAGAUGUGCAGCUGCAGAGUCAUGGGCUAGAUUAGCCCAAGUGGUAGAUGAUGGAGCUUUUACUGCUGGAUUAGCUCAAGUUAGCUUUGACAAAUUGAAAUCAGCAAGGGAUGUGGUUACCAGAACAGGACACUCAUUGGCCUUGGGGUCCCUACAUAGGUAUUUAGGAGGAAUAAGUUCUUCUCAACACCUAAAUUCUUGUAUUGGAAUCCUUUAUACUUUGGCGCAGGACAGCACUUCUCCUGAUGUGCAGACCUGGGCAUUACAUUCUCUAUCAUUGAUCAUUGAUUCUGCUGGCCCACUCUAUUAUGUGCAUGUGGAACCUACCCUUUCUCUUAUUAUAAUGUUGUUGUUAAAUGUGCCUCCUACUCAUGCUGAAGUUCACCAAAGCCUUGGUCGCUGUUUGAAUGCCCUUAUUACCACGUUAGGUCCAGAGCUACAAGGUAACAGUACUUCAAUUUCUACCUUAAGGACUUCCUGUCUACUGGGUUGUGCAGUAAUGCAAGAUAACCCAGACUGCCUUGUUCAAGCUCAGGCCAUCUCUUGCCUUCAGCAGCUUCAUAUGUUUGCUCCACGACAUGUCAACUUGUCUAGUCUGGUUAGCUGCCUCUGUGAGAUCUUGUUGGAUAAUUCUGUGUUGGUGAAUCUUUGUAGCCCCUACUUGUUACUGAGAAGAGCAGUACUGGCUUGCUUACGUCAGCUUGUACAAAGAGAAGCAGCUGAAGUUUCAGAACAUGCUGUUAUGCUUGCUAAGGAUAGCAGAGAAGAGUUGACUCCAGAUGCUAACAUCAGAGAAGUUGGCCUUGAGGGGGCAUUGUUGAUCUUACUAGACAAGGAGACAGAUGAGAGAUUAUGCCAUGAUAUCAAAGAGACUUUAAAUUAUAUGCUUACAUCUAUGGCAGUGGAAAAACUCUCCCUGUGGUUAAAGCUUUGUAAAGAUGUACUUGCUGCAUCAGCUGAUUUUACAGCUGUAACUUGUGUGGAUACAAUGCAAGAAGAAGAAGGAGACAAAGGGGAUGAUGCCUCAGUCCUGACCACCAGACGUGAUGAAAAAUCCCAUCCUUUUACCAAUCCCCGAUGGGCUACUAGAGUCUUUGCUGCUGAAUGUGUCUGUAGGAUAAUUAACCAAUGUGAGAAUGCUAACAGUGCACAUUUUGACAUUGCUUUAGCACAAGAAAUGAAAAAAAGAGAUUCAAGAAAUGACUUUUUGGUACUGCAUCUUGCUGACUUAAUUCGCAUGGCUUUUAUGGCUGCCACAGAUCACAGUGACCAGCUCCGUCUUUCUGGCCUUGAAAUGCUGUUAGUUGUUAUUCGGCGAUUUGCGACUGUUCCAGAACCAGAGUUUCCAGGUCAUGUGAUUCUGGAACAGUAUCAAGCCAAUGUAGGAGCAGCGCUUAGACCAGCCUUCACUUCAGAGACACCACCUGAUGUCACUGCCAAAGCAUGUCAGGUUUGCAGUGCCUGGAUAGCAAGUGGAGUUGUAAGUGACCUUAAUGAUCUCCGAAGAGUUCAUCAGUUGCUUGUUUCAUCGUUAACUAAAAUACAGGCUGGAAAAGAAGCUCUAAGUCACUUAUAUAAUGAAAGUGCUUCUACCAUGGAGAUCUUAGCUGUGCUUAAAGCCUGGGCAGAGGUCUACAUAAUUGCUGUGCAAAGACAUAAAAACCACAGACAACCUUUGAAGACUACCACCUGUUUAGAAGACGGUAUCAGAAAUGGAUCAUGUUCAUCAGAUGGACUGCUUGACUUAGUCUAUGCAGAUCUUGGCACACUAAGCAGACUCUGGCUUGCUGCACUUCAGGAUUUUGCUCUUUUAACUUUGCCUUCAGAAUUUGCCUCCCAACUUCCUGCUGAAGGUGGUGCUUUCUACACAGCAGAGACUAGUGAAAAUGCAAAAUUGCAUUAUUACAACUCCUGGGCACUUAUCCUCCAUGCUACAGCAUUGUGGCUUACAAGCACGGGUUUUGUUGUUGCUGACCCAGAUGAAGGAGCAUCUAAUCUCUCCAGGCCUGUAACACCAACUUCCAUGUGUCAGGGUUCAUCAUCUGGGGCUACCAUAAAGUCCCCUGAGGAUGUCUACACUGAUAGAUUCCAUCUUAUUUUAGGAGUCAGCGUGGAAUUUCUGUGUUCCUUACGUUCAGAUGCAACCAUGGAAAGCAUAACUGCUUGUUUACAUGCAUUGCAAGCACUUCUAGAUGUACCUUGGCCCAGAUCAAAAAUUGGCAGUGAUCAGGACUUGGGUAUAGAAUUGCUGAAUGUUCUACAUCGAGUAAUUUUAACCAGAGAAUCACCUUCCAUUCAGUUGGCUUCACUUGAAGUGGUAAGGCAGAUUAUCUGUGCUGCUCAAGAACAUGUGAAGGAAAAAAGACGAAGUGCAGAAGUUGAUGAUGGGGCUGCUGAAAAGGAAACUCUGCCAGAGUUUGGAGAGGGAAAGGACACCGGAGGACUUGUGCCUGGAAAGUCUUUGGUCUUUGCAACACUGGAAUUGUGUGUAUGCAUUCUAGUUAGACAGCUCCCAGAAUUAAACCCUAAAUUGACAGGUAGCCCAGGAGUAAAAGCUACGAAGCCACAGAUACUAUUAGAAGAUGGAAGUAGAUUGGUUUCAGCUGCAUUGGUUAUCCUUUCCGAACUUCCUGCAGUGUGCUCUCCUGAAGGAAGCAUCUCAAUUCUCCCUACUAUAUUGUACCUCACAAUCGGGGUCCUCAGAGAGACUGCUGUGAAAUUACCUGGGGGCCAGUUAUCUUCGACAGUUGCAGCUUCCCUACAGGCUCUAAAAGGAAUAUUAUCUUCUCCCAUGGCCCGGGCAGAAAAGAGCCGUACUGCUUGGACUGACCUUCUCCGAAGUGCCUUAACAACAAUUCUUGACUGUUGGGAUCCAGUUGAUGAAACACACCAAGAACUUGAUGAAGUCAGUCUACUUACUGCUAUCACAGUGUUUAUUUUGUCUACCAGUCCAGAAGUAACUACCAUCCCAUGCCUUCAGAAGCGCUGUAUUGAUAAAUUUAAAGCUACUCUUGAGAUAAAAGAUCCUGUGGUACAAAUCAAGACCUACCAGCUCCUACAUUCCAUCUUCCAGUAUCCAAAUCCAGCCGUUUCCUACCCAUACAUUUACUCUUUAGCAUCCUGUAUCAUGGAAAAACUGCAGGAAAUAGACAAGAGAAAACCUGAAAACACUGCUGAGCUUCAGAUCUUCCAAGAAGGCAUAAAGGUCUUAGAAACACUGGUUACUGUUGCUGAAGAACACCAUCGCUCUCAGCUGGUGGCCUGUCUUUUGCCCAUCCUCAUUUCCUUCCUUUUGGAUGAAAAUUCUCUGGCAUCAGCAACUUCCAUAAUGAGAAAUUUACAUGACUUUGCUCUACAAAAUCUCAUGCAAAUUGGACCUCAGUAUUCAUCUGUUUUUAAAAGUUUAGUGGCUUCUUCUCCAGCCCUAAAAGCCCGCCUUGAGGCUGCUAUAAAGGGCAAUCAGGAAAGUGUCAAAGUCAAGAUACCAACAUCUAAAUAUACUAAGAGUCCUGGAAAAAACUCAAGCAUCCAAUUAAAGACCAGUUUCCUCUGAUUUUUUUUUUUUUUUGGAAUAGUAAGCACCUUAAUAUAAUACUUGAUCAUUUCCUUUGGUGACAAAAGGGACAUUUUAGACACAAGUGCCCUUAGAGGUCUAGUUGAUUGUUUUACCUUAAAUAGCUGUGACUCUUCAAAGUAACAGCAUACUUAACAUUUUUGUGUGUGUGCGUGGGGUUUGUGUUUUGUUUUGUUUUGUUUUUCUAUUUAAAAAGACAAUGGAGCUAACUUACCAGGAAUUUUAAGAAAGUGCUAAAGAACUAAACUUACUAAACAAUCCACUGCUUUAAAAAUGAAAUGAAUUUCUUCUAACAGUCCAUACAUAUGUGGUAUACUUAAUACUGUGACAGAUAUAAAUAUGACUCUAGUGUAAAUUAUCUGCACUAAUAUUGUAUCCCAAUUGCUGAUUUAAAAUUCUGCUUUGGCCAGGCACAGUGGCUCAUCCCUGUAAUUCCAGCACUUUGGAAGGCCAAGGCGGGCGGAUCACGAGGUCGGGAGUUUGAGAUCAGCCUGACCAACAUGGUGAAACCCCGUCUCUACUAAAAAUACAAAAAUUAGCCGGGUGUGGUGGCGCACACCUGUAAUCCCAGCUACUCAGGAGGCCGAGGCAGGAAAAUCGCUUGAACCUGGCAGGCAGAGGUUGCAGUGAGCCAAGAUUGUGCCACUGCACUCUAGCCUAGGCGACAGAGUGAGACUCCAUCUUAAAAAAAAAAAAAAAAAAAAAAAAAAAAAAUUCUGCCUUAUUCAGUAAUUGUAUUAAACUUUCUCUGAUUUCUCCAAGAAGAUAAAAUGAUUGGAGAGCUAUUUAGGAAACCUGGUCUAGGAUUAUCCAGUAUACAAUAGUACAAAUUACUUACAGCCUUACAGUGCGACAUAAGAUUUGGUGUCUAUAUCAUGGUUUUCCACCAUCUUUUGGUUUAGUUAUAUAUUGGGUUCAGAAAAUGAGUCUUACUCAUUUUAAAUAGAAUAAGCCAUCUCCACUAUUUUUCAAAUGGAUUUUUCUGUUUACCUCUGUUCUUACCAAUUUUGUUCAUUUUCAUUUGUGGCAAACAUUUGUAUCAAUGAGUUUUAACCUAGGUUCAUAUCUACAUUGUAUUUAGAUCAACUAUGGGUUUAUAUAAAUGCCAAAUUUAGUACAACAAAUUUAGGUCAUCAGGUGAAUACAAGUAUUUUUUUUAACAGGAAACAUAUUUUAUUAUAGAAAAAAGAUUAAUGAUAAAGUCAUAUUGGUUGAAAAAUAUUUUUUAACUGUGUUCAUGAUUGUUUGUUGAUUCUCCUUCUACUUUAGUGUUAUACUGUGUGAAUCAAGCACUGUGUCAAAACAGAGCAUUUCCCUGUUAAAAAUUACAAACCGAAGUGAUAGAGGCAUGUCAGAAUUGAGAAGACAUUUUGAAGCAAGAACAAUGUGAUGUACCUAUUUUAUUAUGUUUGUAUAUAAAUACUAUUGUAAAUUGUUCAGAGUGAAAACAUUUGACAAACUCUAACACUACAAUCAUUUUUUCUAAAUUACAUAAAUAAAGCUAAUUUUCAUUAUCA